GUUACAGCAGAAAGUUUUCAUGGAGAAAUGGAAUCACACAUCAAAUGAUUUCAUUUUGUUGGGUCUGCUUCCCCCAAAUCAAACUGGAAUAUUCCUCUUGUGCCUUAUCAUCCUCAUAUUCUUUCUGGCCUCAGUGGGUAACUUGGCCAUGAUUCACCUCAUCCAUGUGGAUCCUCGUCUCCACACACCGAUGUACUUUCUUCUCAGCCAGCUCUCCCUCAUGGACCUGAUAUACAUCUCCACCACCGUCCCCAAGAUGGCGUACAACUUCCUCUCUGGCCAGAAAGGCAUCUCCUUCCUGGGAUGCGGUGUGCAAAGCUUCUUCUUCCUGACCAUGGCGGGUUCUGAAGGCUUACUGCUGACCUCCAUGGCCUACGACCGUUAUGUGGCCAUCUGCCAUCCUCUGCAUUACCCCCUCCACAUGAGUAAAAUGAUGUGUAUGAAGAUGAUUGGAGGCUCUUGGACACUGGGUUCCAUCAACUCCUUGGUACACACAGUCUCUACCCUCCAUAUUCCCUACUGCAGGACUAGGGCCAUUGACCAUUUCUUCUGCGAUGUCCCAGCCAUGUUGCUUAUUGCCUGUACAGAUACUUGGGUCUAUGAAUAUAUGGUUUUUGUAAGUACAAGCCUCUAUCUGCUCUUUCCUUUCAUUGGCAUCACUGCUUCUUAUGGCCGAGUCCUAUUUGCUGUCUAUCAUAUGCGCUCAAAGGAAGGGAGAAAAAAGGCCUUAAGUACCAUAUCAACACAUUUAACUGUUGUGGUCUUUUACUAUGCACCUUUUGUCUACACCUAUCUUCGGCCAAGGAAUCUCCGCUCACCAGCUGAAGACAAGAUCCUGGCAGUCUUUUACACCAUACUUACCCCCAUGCUCAAUCCCAUUAUCUACAGCCUGAGGAAUAAGGAAGUCCUGGGGGCCAUGACAAGAGUGUUUGGGAUAUUCUCUUUCCUGAAAGAAUAAUCAUGGCCUUCCCUAUUCCCUUCGUAUUUCCUCUUUCCAAGUUGGUUUGAACAC
This is a messenger RNA of Macaca mulatta (Rhesus monkey), 1012 nucleotides long. RefSeq names its product olfactory receptor 2L13. Gene Ontology annotation, biological process: G protein-coupled receptor signaling pathway. Lineage: Eukaryota; Metazoa; Chordata; Mammalia; Primates; Cercopithecidae. The record is from RefSeq and is a predicted model, not a curated record. Gene Ontology annotation, cellular component: membrane. Gene Ontology annotation, molecular function: olfactory receptor activity; G protein-coupled receptor activity.